AGCGGUGACGUCAGCAGGUGUUGGGGGAGGAGGUGCUGCAUCGUCUGCGUCUGUCUCCGUCUCUCCGUUUGUCUCCUCUUCGGUCCGGAUCGAUCGUCCAGAACCAGCCGUCCAGAGCCGCAGACUGACGUCAUGUCCGGAUCCAAGGAGGACCGUAAAGGCUCCGGAGAGUGGCGGGAAUUCUUCUGGAACCCGCGGACCCACGAACUGCUGGGGAGGACGGCCUCCAGCUGGGGCCUCAUCCUGCUCUUCUACCUGAUCUUCUACCUGUUCCUGGCUGGGAUGUUUGCUCUCACCAUGUACAUCAUGCUGCUGACACUGGACGACUACAAGCCCACCUGGCAGGACCGCCUGGCCACCCCAGGGAUGAUGAUUCGUCCUAAAGGAGACCAGCUGGAGAUCACCUUCUCCGUGUCCAGCACUGAGAGCUGGGACGGCCUGGUCACCAACCUCAACUCCUUCCUGUCUCCCUACAAUGACAGCUAUCAGGUCCAGACCAACGAUAACUGUCCUCCUGAUCAGUACUUCAUCCAGGAGGACAGCGGAGAGGUGAGGAACAACCCCAAGCGUUCCUGUCAGUUCAACAGGACCGUGCUGGAGGACUGUUCUGGGAUUUCAGAUCGUUUCUAUGGUUACAACAGAGGUCAGCCCUGCAUCCUCAUCAAACUCAACCGGGUAAUUGGGAUGUUACCAGGGAAGGACGGUCAGUCUCCAUACGUCACCUGUGGAGCCAAGAGAGAAGACAGCGAUAAGAUCGGACCUCUGGCAUAUUAUCCUCCCAACGGAACCUUCAACCUCAUGUACUACCCGUACUACGGCAAGAGAGCUCAGGUGAACUACACUCAGCCGCUGGUGGCCGUGAAGUUCCUGAACGCCUCCAUGAACACAGACAUCAACGUGGAGUGUAAAGUCACCUCCAACACUCUGGCCGACGGCAGCGAGAGGGACAAGUUCGCUGGACGGGUUUCCUUCAAACUACGAAUCAACGACAAAUAGACACACCUGUCUGCACACCUGUGUCAGGUUCAAGCUGCACUCUUCCAGAUGUUUCCUCAGCCUCACUGCGACCAGCUGUGUUUCUGUUUCUAGUUCAACCACUUUUGUUUUUAUUUUCAGUGUUUUUCCCGAUAUGAUCCUUUGUUAGUGCAGCUUUAACUCAAACACACCGACCAAUCAGCACGCACACAUGCUCUGAUGUCACUGUCACUGAGGACGGACAGCGGUCUUCACCUGCAUGAGUCAAGAACCAAAUUAUCAAUCACACACGUCUGUUUGUUUAUUUAUUUAUUUAUUUAUUUAUAUGUCGAUUUUUUUCUUCCUUUAUGAUGUUAAAAUUGUUACAUAUCAAGAGAUAAAUGCUCAGAAACUACAAGCCAUGGAAACCAGUUUAGAAACCAGUUCAGUAACCGGUCUGUCUCUGGGGCCAUGCUUGACUCGUCUCCUGGUUUGUUGCCAUGGAAGCAGCAGAGUCCACAGCCAAUCAGAGUGGAGCUUCACUGACCUACAGCAUAUCUUCUGUACUUCCUGCUUUGACCUAUGUGGCUGCAGCUGAUUGGCCCGUUAGUUAAUUAGAUGAUUAGUGAAAAGACAGUGAGUUUAGAACGAGUUAGUUAACGAUAGGAAGUCAUUAGUUCUUACACGUUUUUUUGUUUGCUGUUGAUUUGUUUACAUGUUUGUUUUUGUUUACGAAUGUCACCAUGGGGAUGAGCAUGACAACAACACACACCGUCUCCUCGACUGUCAGUCACCCCGUCGUGCCACGUGGAAAUGCCCCUCCCUCCCAUGCUGCUUUCCACCAAUCGUCUUCCUUUAAAGAGGGACCAGCCAAUCAGGAGGUCCCACUGUAUGAUGUCAUAUGCUGUUACUUGUUUGACUGGUUGACUUCUCUUGCCUGAAAAUGUCCUCUUGUCCAGUAAUGAUGAAAAACAAAUAAAGAAAAUACAACCAA
This is a messenger RNA of Acanthochromis polyacanthus (spiny chromis), 1948 nucleotides long. Its product is annotated as sodium/potassium-transporting ATPase subunit beta-2-like. Gene Ontology annotation, biological process: potassium ion import across plasma membrane; sodium ion export across plasma membrane; intracellular potassium ion homeostasis. The coding region runs from base 133 to 996 and encodes 287 amino acids. Gene Ontology annotation, molecular function: ATPase activator activity. The record is from RefSeq and is a predicted model, not a curated record. The transcript is spliced from 8 exons. Lineage: Eukaryota; Metazoa; Chordata; Actinopteri; Pomacentridae. Gene Ontology annotation, cellular component: sodium:potassium-exchanging ATPase complex.